AUGGCAACCUGGAAUGUACAAGGAAUAAAUAAAAAGUUGGAAGAUGUGAUAAAAGGAUUGGAACACAUGAAAGUGGACAUAGCGGUACUCACCGAAACGAAGAAAAAGGGCAAUGGAAUCGAGCACAUUUCAAACUAUGUUCAUAUUUACAGUGGGGUUCCUAAAAACGAAAGAGCCAGCAAAGGAGUGUCAAUACUGAUAAACAAGAAAUUCAUCGGGAAAAUACACAACUGGAACACAAUAAACGAAAGAAUAUUAUCGGCGAACCUAACGAUCAAAGGACAUAGAACAACUAUUGUCGGCGUGUACGGCCCUAAUGAUGACUCGAACCAGAAAGAGAAGGAUGACUUCUACACUACAUUGGAUAACACUCUCACAGCCCUCGGAAACCAAAGGGAAAUUGUGGUUCUAGGAGAUCUCAACGCCAGAGUGGGAAGAAAGAAUGGAAGCAAAAUAGUGGGUAUACACGGAGAAGAGACACUUAACGAUAGUGGGCGGAGACUUUUGGAGUCCUGUGAAGAACAUAAAAUGAGGAUACUAAAUGGGUUUUAUAGCCAUAGAGAUAUCCAUAAGUACACAUGGCACCAGGAGACCAGGGGUCUUAAGUCUAUUAUCGACUAUAUAAUCCUCAAACAAGACACCAAAUGGCAGACUAAAGAUAUAAGAGUGUAUAGAGGAAUUGAGUGUGGCUCCGACCACUUUUUACUCAUUUCAAAAAUUUAUAUCGCAUAUAACACUGAUAGGCAAACAACAGAAGAUAACAUCCGAGAAACUAAAACUAAUCAAAACAAAUAUAACCUUGUUAGUUUGAAUGAACCAAGCACUAGAACCUUAUUUCAACAAAGGCUAGAUCAAAAACUUAGUGAUCAAUAUUUGACGAUGGAAACAACACAUCUUUAUGAACAUGUAAUGGAGUCCCUACACUCGGCAGCAUACGAGGCCCUCGGAAAAGAAAGCCAACCCCACACGAAAAACUACAACAUAACUUGGAACAGUGUAUUAGAACAACAGAAACACAUUAAACAGGCAGCAUACAACAAGUGGAUGAGUACAAAAAACAUCAGUGACCAUAUAACAUACAGAAGAGAACAAAAUAAAUAUAAAGACCUAAUAACUAAGAACAAAAAUGAAACAUGGGAACGGAAAUGUAGUGAAGUGAACAGCUACAUGGGCGGAACAAGAUCAACAGUGGCUUGGAAUCUGAUUCGUUCACUAAGGAAAGAUACUUCUCAUAAAACGAAUUUACAACCCAUACCAAUAGACAAAUGGAAAGAACAUUAUGCUCGAGAGCUAAGAGAAGACAGACAGCCAUAUCUUGCCAACUCGCCUAUACGGUGCUCUGUACAAGGAGAAACAGUUAACAUCAACGAAGAUUUAAUAAAGAAAGUAUUGAAGUCUAUGAAAAAUAGAAAAGCACCAGGACCAGAAGAGUUACCUGCGGAGCUCUUAAAGAAUGGCUCUAAUAAACUAAUAAAGUUCCUAACGGAGUUAAUGAACAGAUAUAUUAACGGUGAACCGAUACCAUCUACUUGGAAAGAAGCAUGGAUAACACCCAUCCAUAAAAAGGGAAAAAGAGAUGACUGCUCCAACUAUAGAUGCAUUUCAGUCACAAACGAUCAGGUGGUAGUGGCCCAAGACAAGGAAGACUUAGAAUUUAUGGCAACAAGACUCUUCGCCGAAUACGAAAAGUGGGGACUGUCUGUGAAUAAAACGAAAACCAAAUAUUUAUGCAUUGGGCAGAAAGCAGAUAGUUUACACUUGGAAGACAACAUAGAAAUUGGAACAUGUAGUGAAUAUACUUACCUGGGUGCUCAAAUUGAUCACACCGGCCGAACAGAAACUGAGAUUGGGCUGAGAAUAUUGAAGGGUAGAAGGGUCAUUGGAUGUUUGAACUCAAUAUUGUGGUCCAAAAACAUUUCGCGGGAGAAAAAACAUCAAAUAUAUAAUUCCAUCUUUGAGGGUAUAGUGCUAUACGGCUGUGAGACGUGGCAAUUGACUAAGGGUGUGGAACGUCGACUUUUGGCCCUUGAGAUGGAUUUCUGGCGACGAUCUGCAGGAAAAUCCAAAAUGGACAAAGUGAGAAAUGAAACGAUCAGAAAUAUAAUGCAAGUUGAAAGAACCAUCAUAGAUGAAAUCCAGAGAAGACAGCUGAUUUGGUACGGGCAUGUGGAAAGAAUGUGCGACGAGCGCCUACCAAAGAUGAUACUGAAAUGGACACCACCAGAAAGAAGAAAGAGAGGAAGACCCAAAAAAACGUGGUUUGAGGGAAUAGAAAAGGCUAUGUCCGAAAGAAAUCUACAUCCAGGGGACUGGCAAGAUAAAAAGGCUUGGAGAUUAGGAACCGGAAGGCGUAGGACGCUAUGA
Molecule: messenger RNA, 2364 nt
Organism: Coccinella septempunctata (seven-spotted ladybird)
Lineage: Eukaryota; Metazoa; Arthropoda; Insecta; Coleoptera; Coccinellidae
Exons: 2
Coding region: 1-2364 (787 amino acids)
Molecular function (GO): catalytic activity
Source: RefSeq, a predicted model, not a curated record